Messenger RNA from Paramecium octaurelia, 759 nucleotides. The record is from the annotation of a GenBank genome assembly. Lineage: Eukaryota; Ciliophora; Oligohymenophorea; Peniculida; Parameciidae.
AUGGAGCAACUAAAAGUUCUAAUUUAAGAAAAAUAUAAAGGAAGUCCUCUUUUAAUUGGAUUACAAGGAAUGCAAGGCGUUGGUAAGACAACUCUUGGAGUUCAAAUGAAAACCCUGUUCUCAUCAUUGAAUAUUCAAUUUGAUAGUAUUAGCAUAGACGAUUUUUAUCUGAGUUAUGUAGAUUGGGAGAAGUUAGAUAAAACAAAAUACAAAUAUAGAGGACCUCCAGGAACUCAUGAUUAUCAAAUGAUAAUUAAGACACUAAAAUCAUUUAAGGAGGGUAACAGCAUUGAGGUACCAAUUUUCGAUAAAAGUCUGCAUAAUGGACAAGGAGAUAGAGUAGGAUAAAAGACAAUAAAGUGCUAGGUUUUAUUAUUCGAGGGAUGGUUUGUUGGUUAUAAGAGCAAAUGUUUAUAGGAGUUUAAAUAAAAAUAAAUGGCAAAAUUACAAUUAAAUGGAAAAGAUUAUGAUGAGAAUUUGGAAGUUUUUAUUAAUGAAUAAUUGAAACUCUAUGAACCUGUAUGGGAAUAGUUUGAUUUAUUAAUUCAAUUGAAACCUAAUCCUUUUGAGUUAAGUUUAAAAUGGAGAUUAGAGGCAGAAAAGGAGAUGAGACUAAAAACAGGAAAUGGAAUGAGUGAUGAAUAGAUUGUUGAUUUCGUAACAUUUUUUUGGAAUUGUUUACAUCCAUUAAUAUAUAAUGAAUUGAAUUGUGAUUUGGUUAUUGAGGUGAACGAAGCAAGAUAAUAUAAAGUUUUAUGA